Molecule: messenger RNA, 205 nt
Organism: Dovyalis caffra
Lineage: Eukaryota; Viridiplantae; Streptophyta; Magnoliopsida; Malpighiales; Salicaceae
Source: the annotation of a GenBank genome assembly
ACUAGAGAUGUAUGUCGUUUUCAUCUCCAUUGGCUCCCACAGUAUCACAGCCAACUUCGCCCAAAAAAUAAAUCGGUCGGUCACCAUCAGCUCUGACCUUUUGCCAAAAAGGGGAACAUUCGAAAAGUGUAGGCUUGAUGGUUCUGAAUCGAAGGUUCGCCUGUUUUUGGAAAAAGCUUGCCGAAAGUCAUCAAAAGUGGUGUAG